Molecule: messenger RNA, 915 nt
Organism: Drosophila guanche
Lineage: Eukaryota; Metazoa; Arthropoda; Insecta; Diptera; Drosophilidae
Gene: RPA2
Product: replication protein A 32 kDa subunit
Exons: 4
Coding region: 126-845 (239 amino acids)
Biological process (GO): double-strand break repair via homologous recombination; DNA replication; nucleotide-excision repair
Cellular component (GO): nucleus; chromosome, telomeric region; site of double-strand break
Molecular function (GO): DNA binding
Source: RefSeq, a predicted model, not a curated record
AGCAGUAUUUCUUGGAUCACAACAUACAGCCACACUAUUUUAUUUGGCGCGUUUUGUUGUUUACAGGGAGAAAUCUUGUGAAAUUAUUGUUUAAAACAAUUAAGAAAACAUACAAACAGAUCAAAAUGAAUGAUUCAUUUGGUGAUUUCAAUGCCACACAGACGGCACCGGCGGGCGCCGCCAGCGAAAAAAAAGGAGAGGGAAUUGUGCCAUUGGUGGUGAAGCAAAUUGUGGAUGCGCCCGAGGGCAAUAUUGAGAUGUUUGGCAUGCAGUAUGGCAUGGCGUGCCUGGUGGCAAUUGUGCGAAAUGUGGAGACUUCCUCCACCAAGAUAACAUACACGCUGGAGGAUCACAGCGGUCGCAUCGAUGCCCACUACUGGCUGGAGGAGGGUGAUGCCCUUAAGGCACCCGAAGUGAUGCUGAACAACUACGUCAAGGUCUAUGGCACCACACGCUCGCAGGCGGGCCAGAAGACGUUGAUGGUGUUCAAGCUGCUGCCCGUUCUCGAUCCCAAUGAGGUGUGCACACAUCUGCUAGAGGUGCUCAAUGCACGCUACAAGGCUGAGGACUAUCAGACCAAGGGCGAUGCGGGCUCUACUGCCAUGGCCACAGAUUUCACCGCCUCCCAGAGCUCGGCCAUUGUGAGUGGGUUGGAUGCCAAGCAGCAGGCUGUGUUCCAGGCCAUCAAGAGCAACAUGUCCGAGGAGGGCAUCAGUCGCAAGGAGCUGAAGGCCAAGUUCUCGCACAUCAGUGAUGGCGAGUUGACCAACAUUUUGGACUUUAUGAUUUCGGAGGGUCACAUUUACUCCAGCAUAGAUGCAGAUCAUUUCAUUUGCACCAUGUAAAAGGCAACCUAUAAUCGCUUAUCUUGUAAUUUAAUGAAUAAAUGUUUAAGUUUAUUGAAAUGAAUGGCGA